AUUUUUGUAUUUUUCGUACGUUGCUAAUUCUAAUCUAAUAAAUUACAGAAGAAAGUGAUCCAAUUUUUACAUUAAUUAGUGUGCAUUUAUUCAACAGUCAAAUUAAUUAUGUGUGAAAGUAUUUGAACGCGUAGAAUUAUAAAAAUCAUUUUCUAUGUAUGUGCUAUAAUUAACCUAGUAGUGUUAUUUCGCUGGUUUUUUCGUUGGUGUUGCGAUGGCUGAAGAUCAACAAUAUCCUUUGCACGAAUGUGUUUUUAGUGGCGAUUUAAGAAAAUUAUCCGCUUUAUUAAGAUCAGAUAAUGACAUCGCCAAGAAGGAUAAACAUGGCAAUACCGCCCUGCAUUUAGCUGUUAUGUUAGGAAAAAAAGAAUGUGUUCAUUUACUGUUAGCUCAUAAUGCUCCUGUUAAGGUGAAAAACUUAGCUGGCUGGAGUCCGUUAUCCGAAGCAAUUAGUUAUGGCGAUAGACAGACAAUAUUAUCAUUAUUGCGAAAAUUUAAGCAGCAGUUAAGAGAUACGAUGGGAGAAAGGAGGCCGAAUUUGCUCGCUGGAUUGAAUAAAAUGCAAGAUUUCUACAUGGAGUUGAAAUGGGAUUUUCAUAGUUGGUUACCAUUAGUAUCUAGAUUAUUGCCAUCAGAUUUGUGCCGUAUACAAAAACACGGCUCAUCAAUUAGAUUCGACUCGACUCUCGUUGAUUUCAACGAUAUGAAAUGGGAACGCGGAGACAUAACGUUUUUAUUUAACGGUACAGCUCCUCCUAACGAAUCGCUGAUUAUUAUGGAUAACGUAGCUCGUGUUUAUCAAAGAAUCAGACACGAAGAAACGGAAUGCGAGAUAGAAGAUGAAGUUGAUAAUUUAAUGAGUAAUGAUAUUAUGUCAGCACAAAUGUCCACCAAGUCAAUUACAUUCACGAGAGCACAAUCUGGAUGGAUUUUCAAAGAGGAUAAACAUGAAAUGGUCGGGCCAUUCAAUUCAGAUUAUUACAUCGUUAACGGUAUGGUACUAGAAUCGCGUAAACGAAGGGAGCAUUUAUCUGAAGAAGAUCUGCAAAAAAAUAAAGCUCUUAUUGAAACUUUCACUCGAGGUCAUUCGCAAGCAACUAAUGGAUCACCGGAACAAACGCCGGUUCGUCGAGAAUCCCUCCCACCGCCCCCACCUUGUAAUAUUAGCUGGGAGGAGUACAUCAAUUGCGAACCUGGAAAAUAUGCAAAUUUAGGACGACCUAUGGUACUCAAAGAAUCUGCUAGAGCUUAUAAAGCUACCGUAGCGAUGAGUUCCGAUUUUCCACUCUCGGUUGAAAUGUUGCUAAGCGUUUUGGAAGUUAUUGCGCCCUUUAAACACUCCACAAAGUUGAAGAAAUUUGUUCAAAUGAAAUUACCUCCCGGGUUUCCCGUCAAAUUAGAUAUACCUAUACUACCCACAGUAUCUGCUAAAGUAACAUUCCAGCAGUUCAGAUUCUUAGAUGAUGUGCCAGAACAUUUGUUUGAAAUUCCUACAGAUUAUCGCGAAGAUCCCGACAGGUUUCCUGAUCUGUGACGACCAAAUGACAUUACUCUUAUAGAAUGGGAAAACUGCUGUCCUCUAUCUAUGGAAAUACCAUUAGAUACCACGUAUUUCGUGUUAAUUUUCGAACCAGUUUGCUAAAUCAGCACAUUUUCACCCAACUUACUAUUUAUUCUCGUCGUUUAUUCUGUAAUAUUUCAUCCUAUAUUAUUUCACCGAUUUCAUUAUUUUUCGUGAUUUCAUUUUUUUUUUCGGCUGUGAUCUCACUCUCAUUCACGUGUAGUAAACGGAAAUUUCGAAAUUGAUCGCGCUGAAACUCUUAUAUGAUGAAGGCGUUUAUCCCUUCUGUGUGUUUUUUUUUGUUCGCAUCUAUAAUUAUAAAGUUACCGCUUAUUUGUAGCUUAAAUUAAUUUAACGCCUUAUAUAUUAUGUUAAGUUUUUCCUAAUGUUUUCCUUUUUGUGUAUUGUUUCCUAAGCGUCGAUGCGUAAUUGCAAAUGUUUUCACUCUUGAUUUUCGAUUUCGUUUAAAGCAAAGUUCCUUUCGUAUUACUACAAACAUGUAAGCGAAGAAAGAUCUAAAUGUAUUAAAGGUGGAUUCAGCGAGCUGUUUUUUGUGCGUGUGUAAUUAAUCGUUUUGCGUACCUAUUUAUUUUUUCUGCGAGCAAUUAUGGUAUCACCAUAUCUUACUAUAUCACAUCGAGACCAAGUACUAUAAUAUAGGGUAGUCGUAGUAUUUAUUUUGCGAAUUACCAACGGUUAGAUUUUUUUUAUUCAAUAUUUCUACCAAAUUUAAAUGAGUUUUUGUAGUCUUUUGUAAAAAUUUUAUAAUUUCGUUAUCCUUUAGCGUUGUGUAGAUAUUUUUAUUUCGAUGGUAUUUCGCUUUUACUCGUAGUUAGGUAUUUGUCGAACCACUCAAUAGUGUUCAUUGGAAAUUUCAAUUCAUACAAGCAAUUUGUGUUAGGCUAUACGAUCUCACCUCGUGGUUUUAUUUUCAUGUGUCACAUUAAAUUUCGGUUUUAGCUUGAACACAUUUUUUUUUUUUAGAUGGCUAUAUUUUAGCGAUAGUGUUGAUUUUCACCAAUACUCCCGAUGACAAUAUCAAAUGAAUUCUAGUGCCAAUCAUAAUACUAUAUUUCCUAUAUCUUUUCUUCAAACUGCCAUUGAAUUUUUCAUCCUUUUUUUUACUACGUGGAGAUUAUAGUGACUAUUCAGAUAAUAACCGUCUGAAAUAUGCCAUCCAAACAGGAGCGGUGGAUAUAAAAGCGAAUUUUUUCAUCAACAAUAAUUCAUCUCAACGUCAUUUUUGUCGUCACCUUUGCUAUAUUUAUCCAUUUGCUCCUGUGUUUUAAGUUCUACAGUAUUUUUGAGCACUGUGCUCGUCAUUUAAAGCGAAUGUUUAUGUCUUUUUAAAAGUAGAUUAGUAAUGAUGUUUUUUUUUUUUUUGGUAGAUGUAAUCUGAAAUUACCUACAAUGUAGAUGUUUUUAUUGAAAUGUGUUAGUGGAUAUUUAUUUGUCGUCUACUGUUAAUGUAGGUAAUAGUUUCUGGUUUUUUAGAUUAAAUGUUGAAACUUUCGCAAUAUUUGUAACGUCAUUUUAAAUACAUUUUUUUUUUUCAUUUU
Molecule: messenger RNA, 3120 nt
Organism: Planococcus citri (citrus mealybug)
Lineage: Eukaryota; Metazoa; Arthropoda; Insecta; Hemiptera; Pseudococcidae
Product: ankyrin repeat domain-containing protein 13C
Exons: 11
Coding region: 215-1534 (439 amino acids)
Biological process (GO): protein retention in ER lumen
Cellular component (GO): cytoplasm
Molecular function (GO): signaling receptor binding
Source: RefSeq, a predicted model, not a curated record